Molecule: messenger RNA, 4738 nt
Organism: Panonychus citri (citrus red mite)
Lineage: Eukaryota; Metazoa; Arthropoda; Arachnida; Trombidiformes; Tetranychidae
Product: fibrillin-1-like
Exons: 7
Coding region: 414-4433 (1339 amino acids)
Molecular function (GO): calcium ion binding
Source: RefSeq, a predicted model, not a curated record
AUCAUUAAUACCCAAUUAACCUGAUUAAAUUAUCAUCUUUAACCCGUUUGAGGGAGACAUUUACUCAUCCUCAUCAUCAUAUUCACUUUGGUAAAUUAAUUAGUCUCAGUGUCAUUUUUUUUCUUAAUUUCAUCUUCAUUUUCAUCACCAUUCAUCAUUUCUCAUCCCAAAGAACACAAAACAAGAUCCUACCAAUCGUAUCGAUAAUUGUCCAUCUUUCGAGUCUCGAUUCCUUGACCAGUGCCUGAUCGUCAAUCAACAAUUUAGUUAAUUGUAACAAAAGUUUUUCUUUUCUUUUUUUUCUCUCUCUCUCUCUCUACCUAAUCAACAGUCGCAAUUAGUAAAUGUUGACACCAUCGGAAUAAAUCAAUUCCAUCAGUUUAAUUAGUUUUAAUUUAAAUUCAUUUUUCAUCAUGUUUAUCAAACGACUUCGAUUCUCAAUAUUAUCAUUAUUGUUAACAUUAAUUUCCAAUAAUUGUUACAUUAGUUUUGCUCAAGAGAUUAAAGAUAUUACUACAACCGGUUGGACUCCACAUGAUUUGCAAACUUAUCCACCAAAGGUCAAUGAUGAACAGUAUCUUUACUUUGCUGGUAGAACAACGGAUUUAAAGGGAUUAAAGAUUGAGGUCAAAUCGAUACCAACGACCAACAGUGAGACCGCUAAAUUGUCAACUGCAAGUGUGACCUUUGACUAUUGGGGUUAUGGAGGUGAUCCAAGUACCGAUGCCGAUGGUUAUUCAGCGACAAGUUUUUUCAGUCUUGGUGUUUCCUUUCAAUCGGAAGCUCGACCACAAACCAUUUGGUCAGCUUUCAAUGAGUCCACUCUUGGUAACAAGGUGGGUGAUCUUUGGGGUCAAUUUGAGACCAUAUCUACUGAGCCAAUUUAUCCCGCUCGUAUUAUGAUUACACCGAUACUUACAAGCACCGAACAGUUUUAUUACGUUGCCCUUAAGGGAAUUUAUGUAAAUUAUAACUUCGAAGAUAGUAUAAUUGUAACACAAAAUGUAACCGAUGCAACAAGUGGACUUGUUACUGAACAAAAUGUAACUCAACCAAUGGAUUCAACUAUUACCUUGUCUUGUAAUUCAACUUCUUGUAAUGAUUUUGUGCUGACCACUGGUGCUAAUUAUCACUGGUCCGAUCUGAAUUUCCCCACGAAACCGACAACAUUUUCCAAAUUUUAUACACCAAGUUCAUCGAGCGCUGCUACAUCGGCCGUUGGCUCUUUAUCAUUCACGGUCAGCAAAUCAGAAACAACCGAUUCUUGUGUCUCAAUCAACUAUUGGCUUACCGAUGGCGCUCAUUUAACGGUCACUAUGGGCUCAUCUACAGGCACUCUUAUCCUUGGUCCAACUUAUGCACCUUCAAUCGCUGACUCAAGAUACGAUUGGUACCAAACUGAAUUCUGUCUAAGUCAAUUCUUUUUCAAUGCAACUGAUGGAGAUUACAAGUUAACCUUGACACCUUCAACUGUUUCGGCUCCUGAUUACAUUGCCAUCGGUGAGAUAACCACGGCCAAUGCCCGUUUCCCAGCACUUGCCGAGCCAGCGACUAAAAUGAUCUUAGAAAGUUGGACUAAAAGUUCAGUCUCACCAACUGAUGAAUGGUUUGAUGUUCCGGCCAUCGGAACUGCAUCAGCUGAUUCUUUGACUUUUAAACCAGUUGCUCCAGGUAACGGAAUGAUCUAUGUGGUCUCAAGUUGGUUCGAAAUGGCCUCAGGUCUUGAACUUCGUGAAAUGAUGACCAUCACUUCAUGUCCUUCAAAAUUAGAAGUCACCUUACAACUUAUCGAUUCAGCAAAUAAUUUGAUUGACACUCAAAGUUCCGAUCUUUGUUCAACUUCAUCAACUACAUCAUCGAGAAAAAUUUACUCCAUCACCAAGGGAGUUAAUGGUCAAGCAUACAGACUUCAAUUUGUCAUCAGUUACAAUCAAAACUCUAUGGUCACUCCAGUUACCCUCACUCUCUCAGCGGUAGAUCUUUCUGAUGCUUGUCGAUUGGGUCGAGAUGAAUGUUCAGGUCAUGGUAAUUGUAUCGUUCAAUCACCUAAUGUCGCAUCAUGUGAAUGUGACUCUGGUUAUAUGGAUAAAGAUUGUAGCAAACCUGAUUGGUGUGUCCUCAAGUUCCCGGUGACCGAUAGUACCACAAACAUAACCUCUGAAAUAAGUGGAGAAAACUAUUGUACCGCUCGAGGUGGAACCUGUAACUCGAAAACAUUUGACCCCAAUACACGAGAAAUUUGUGAUUGUGCAUCAACACAAUAUUGGAAAUACGAUGAAACCUUAGGUCACUCUUGUGCGGCCUACGAUCCUUGUACAGGUUUCAAUGCUUUCUGUCCAAUCGGUUAUGUUUGCAGCUACAGUGCGGUAGAAAUGUCAGCUUCAUGUUCAUCUUGUGAUACAAGUAAUGGUUAUGUGAAAUCGAGCACAGGUAAAUGUGUUAAAGAAAACGCAUGUGAGAAAAGCCCGUCGCCCUGUGUUACCGGAUCAUCUUGUAAAACUGACCAUAAUGGUGUCGCUGUUUGCUACUGUACCAAUGGAGUCAUUUAUGAUACUACAACCGGUUGUGAUGUUGAUUCAUGUUCAUGGGACACUCGAAAAGCUCUCGGCUGUGACCAUACCUGUGCCGUUGAAUUAGGACAGGCUGAAUGUAAUUGUUACCCUGGUUGGAAUAUAACUGAUGGUUCAAAAACUGCUUGUGAACAGCUUGAUAGUUUUAAUUGUACUUCUAAUUGUUCAACGUUAACUGGAUCAAUUUGUGUUCUAGAUGAAACCACCAUGAAAAGUGUGUGUAGUUGCCUUCCAGGUUAUGUGGCCAUUGGCACCGAGUGUGUUGACAUUUGCAAAGGUGCCGCUCAAAACAACACCAAUGCCGCGAAUCAGGUCAAAUCGAUCUGUGGUACAUCAACUUGUACUCUCGAUGAAAGUGCUAAAUUGAUUUGUGAAUGUGACUCACCUUAUGUUAAAGGACCUGAGGGUCGAUGUGUAAUUGAUACAACUUGCCUGGAGGGUGGUAAAGGUCACUCUCAAUGUUUAGCCCAAGGAGCUAUUUGUCAACCUGAUCUACAAGCGGUUGGCUAUAACGGUGACCUUUGGAAGUGUGUUUGUCCACCAGGUACCUACAAGAAUACAAAUGGUUCCUGUGUCGAUCAAUGUAUCACGGGUGAGAAAACUUGUCUCUUUGAUAACGCUGUUUGCCAAAGGUCAACCGUUUUAGGUGCUACUUCCCAUGAGUGUGUCUGUCAACCAGGUUUAAAAAAGGGUACCGAUAAUCGAUGUUAUCUAAUUGAACAUUCACUACGAAUCGAAAUGGUUGUAAGGCUUGAAGAGGGAGAAGUCAGUUUAGCCGAUACUCAGUUACAGAACAAGAUCACCUCCUAUUAUAUGGCACCCGCUGUGACAGAUAUGUGUUCUAGAUACGCUCCUUUGGACAUUUCCGGUUGUAUCGAUUAUCUAACCUCAUCUGCCCAAGAAAAAACUGAAAUUCAAAAACCCGCUGCCAUGGAAGCCGCUAUUCGAGAGAUGUUGAAGGAAACACUUAAAUCUGAUUUAGCAAAUGUUUACGGUUCUACUUUCGGUGAUAUUAAUAUCAUAAAUUACUCGAAAUUAAUGACCAAUUCAAGUUCUCUUGGUGGUGAUUAUAAGGCGAUCAUUUCUCUUGAACUAAGUGACCCAACAAUCGACGCAACAACACAUCUAACACCUUUGAACGACGAAGCGGUUUGCCAUUCAUUCCCAGCGACAAUGCCUGAAGCUGAAUCAUAUUGUUUCAUUCCAACCCAAUCAGUUAUUCAAAGAAAUUCAAUAGUCCAAAAAGAUCUGACCCCAUGUAAUGAGACUUACAUCGACUAUUGUCCAUCAAACACUCAUUGUCGAUCACUGGACAAUUCAAGGUUCGCCUGUGAUUGUAAUGAAGGUUUCAGAGCGGAAACAGUAAUUCAAAUGGACUCAAAUUUACGAACCGAUUAUUACAAAGAGUAUUGUGAAGAUAUCGAUGAAUGUUCAUCAGCCAAUUCACCUUGUCGCCAACAUUCAACCUGCAUUAAUACAAUUGGAAGUUAUCUCUGCCCAUGUAACCAUGAAUACAUUGAAGAUUCCGUGUCAGGAACUUGUAUAAGUGUUUGUUCAACAGUCAAAUGUGUUUAUGGUGACUGUUUUGUUGUCGCAAAUAAUACUGGAGCAUGCAGAUGCCAUGAAGGUUAUCGAGGUGAAACUUGUGAAGAUCAAGAUCCAUUGGUAACCACUUUCCGAACUGCCUUAAUUACUGUAGCUGUUGUUUUAGGUUUACUAUUAAUUGGUGUGGUUCUGGUUUCAAUAAUCUUGAUUAAAAAGGCAGAAAAAUCGAGCAAACUUCCACCGGUUAAGCAUAUACACGGUAUUCCCUUAACGAAGGUCGAACAGUUAAGAGGACCUCUCGAGUCUUCUCAUUUCUGAACCAAAAAAUCAGCUAUGAAGAAAAACGCUGAACGACCUAUGGCUGAAUAUGGUCGACCUCAAGUUGCCAAGCGAUAUCAAGAUAACUCAGGAUUCACUAACGAUUAAUCAAUUAGCUUGCAAAUAAAAGUCCAUCGGCUAAUUUAAUAUGAAAACAAACAAAAAAAAAGAGACAAAAGUUAUCAAAAUAACUAUUUAAAUAUCUUCCGAAAUUGGAAUAAUUAAAACGAGAGAUGAAACAAUCAACUAUGUAAAGACAAUUUAAUUAGCGUUUAAUAAAAACAAGAGAUCCGGAAAAAGUUCAA